AUGAGGAUGGGGAUUCUUCUGCUGUGCCUUGUGAUAUCUAUGCAGGCGCUCAUCGGCACCGUCGCCGUCGGCUGUCGGCCACCGGCGAUGUACGUGUUCGGGUCGUCGAUACUGGACGUCGGCAACAACAACUACCUGCGGGGGGCAGCCGUCGGCACGGCCAACAGCCCCUACAACGGCGUCGACUUCCCGGGCUCCAUCCCCACCGGAAGGUUCAGCAACGGUUACAACAUCGCCGACUACGUCGCCAAGAACAUGGGAUUCGCGUGCAGCCCUCCUCCCUAUCUGUCGCUGGCACAUAGCUCAUCCGGCCCUCUGGUCCAGACCGCUCUCACCAGUGGUAUCAACUAUGCUUCUGGAGGAGCUGGGAUCCUUGACUCCACUAACGCCGGAAGCACCAUCCCGUUGUCGAAGGAGGUGAAGUACUUCGGCGCCACCAAGGCCAAGAUGGUCGCCGCAGCGGGGGCCAACACGGUGAACCCAGUGAUCUCUAGGUCCAUCUUCCUCAUCGGCAUGGGCAACAACGACCUGUACGUCUUCGCGGCUUCGGAGCGUGCGCGGAACAGGUCGGACGCAGAGCAGCGGAGGGACGCCGCCGCGCUCUACGCCAGCCUCAUCUCCAACUACUCCGCCGCCGUAACGGAGCUGUACUCGCUGGGCGCCAGGAAGUUCGCCGUCAUCAACGUCUGGAUGCUCGGAUGCGUGCCCGGGGAGCGGGUGCUCAGCCCGACGGGCGCGUGCUCGGACAUCCUCAACCAGGUCGUCGCCGGCUUCAACAAGUCCCUGGGGUCCCUGCUGGUCGACCUCGCCGCGAGGCUGCCGGGCCUCGUCUACUCCCUCGGCGACUCCUUCGGCUUCACAGAGGACGUCUUGGCGAACCCAGGGGCGUCAGGGUACACCGACGUCGCUAGCACGUGCUGCGGGGGCGGGCGGUUGGGCGCGGAGGCGUGGUGCACGCGCAACUCCACGCUCUGCGUCAACCGUGACCAGCAUGUCUUCUGGGACCGCAUCCAUCCGUCCCAGCGGACUGCAUUUCUCAUCGCCCGAGCGCUCUACGACGGACCGCCCAAGUACACCACUCCUAUCAACUUCAUGCAACUCGCCAGUCAAGUUAGUGAUACAUACGACUGCGAAUUAGGACUACUCUAA
Molecule: messenger RNA, 1149 nt
Organism: Miscanthus lutarioriparius
Lineage: Eukaryota; Viridiplantae; Streptophyta; Magnoliopsida; Poales; Poaceae
Source: the annotation of a GenBank genome assembly